Molecule: messenger RNA, 1491 nt
Organism: Melampsora larici-populina 98AG31
Lineage: Eukaryota; Fungi; Basidiomycota; Pucciniomycetes; Pucciniales; Melampsoraceae
Exons: 4
Coding region: 1-1491 (496 amino acids)
Source: RefSeq, a predicted model, not a curated record
AUGCUCGAAAGAGUGAUUGGCCGUCUGACUGGGGCAUUGAGAGAGACAAAAAGCUAUCAAAUCUCGAAAGGGUCAAAUCAACCGAGAUUGAUUGUGAGCUUCCUCCAGAAACCCAAAAUUGAAGUCUACUCUACCAUUAGCUCUUCGCGCCUAAAUUGGAAGCAAAAGAUGAAAACAAACUCUUCUAGUAUAUCUCUGAUAUCAUUCUUGAUCUCAAUCCUUGUGUCGUCGCUCUUGUCUCUUCAUUGCGAGAAUGAUCUGCAUCUCUUGGCGGAUAUGGUCUAUUCUGAACUCCCCAAAGGGCCUGAGCACCUACACACAGGAGAAGGUUCUGGCAUGUCUGCAGUAGCCACACAGACCUCAAUUCUACAAAAAGGGCUUCAUACCACUAAGGUCUUGGGGUUAGAACGCCUUCGAGAGAUGGCAAACUUCACUCCAGAACAUAUAUCUUUAGUACCCACUCCAACUCUACAAAAAGGACUUCAUCCCACCAAGGUUUUAGGGUUAGAACGCCUUCGUGAGUUGAAAAACUUAACUCCAGAAAGUGUAGGAGCUCGAAGUUGGAAGGUUUACUAUCGGGUCGCUCCCAGAGCAUCUUCGGCACCUGGACAGAUCCCCGAGAUCAAGAAUCUGGCACAGGCGGUCAUGGAAUUAGGGAAAGAUUUCACUUCAACGAUUUACACUGAUGACGGGAUAGCAGAAUACAUAGUGCCAUAUAUGACUCUUGCUUAUAAUACUCUGCAGCUAGAUUCAUUGGGAAUGAGGGAAAGGAUCUGGGCCGUGGGAGUUCUGGCGUGCCUCAAAUGGUCCAUUCCAGCGCAACAAAGCAUCAUGAAGUCCGAAGUCUUCAAACGCACAUUUCCUCCCUUUGGUUUUCGAGGGAAUUUGGAAGUUUUCCUUUUGAAAGACCAGCCUCUGAGAAAGAUAGUGAAGCAAAUGUGGGAAGGUAUCGAGGAGAACCCAUCAGACCAUGCCGUUAUCAAGGAAGCACUCCAAAGAUCAUCACUAGCAGAUUCGUUGAUGACCCAGUUGCCAAAGAAUCUGGAACUAUUUAAAGAAUUUCGAUGGAUCCUAAAAUUUUUUCUCAACUUGAAAAAUCCAAUUGAGUUCCGCAAUGCUGAUUACUUUAUAGAAGAUAUUGAACGUCGACUAGGUGACUUCGACUUCAUCGAUCCUUGGAAGAAGGUUGCUGGCUUUGAUGAAGCAAAAGCCUUGAUUCAACUCUUAUUAUAUAUGCAUGAAAGGUACAUCCGUAGCAGAGAGACGUUUCUACGAUUAACCAAAGCUUGUAACCUUGGUAAAAGCGUCCUUGAUUUUCACAUUCAAGUUUAUUUUGGCUACUACCCACAAAGGUACUCGACAAGGAAAAUAUACAAAUUUAUGAUGGCAGAACGUGGCAGCAAUUUUGAGGACUUGAUGCCAUUAUUGAAAGUCUUGGCCCAGGAAGGCCUGUUGAUUCCUAUGUUAUCUGAAAUGUCACUCUUGCCGUAA